This is a messenger RNA of Symbiodinium natans, 2067 nucleotides long. The record is from the annotation of a GenBank genome assembly. Lineage: Eukaryota; Dinophyceae; Suessiales; Symbiodiniaceae.
AUGGGCAGUGACGCUGCAAGCUCAGACCACUGCAUCGUUUGCUUUGACGAGACAAAGAAGCUCUUCAAGACGUUCUGCUGCGAGAAGCGCGUCGUUUGCGAAGACUGCUACACCCAGAAAGUGCGCUUAAAGGGUCUCAUCAAGGCCCUGACGCAGUGCACGAAGCUUGACGGCUUCAGCAGCCUAGCCAGUCGGCCCUCACAGCGCCUCUACCCGGAUGGAAACCUGCUCCCCGACUCGGUGGGCUGGGAGACGCUGACAGAGCCAGGCCCCAUACGCCAGGUGCAGGAUGAGCUUGAGCAGCUCCAUGUGACUGCUGAGAAAGCCCAGGUCAUGCUGGAAAGCCUCAUCGCGCCCAAAGAUCAUGCCUGGAGGCCGGGGGAGUUGCGGCACAAGCCGAGCGCGGUGCCCAUGGCCAGCUUUGCAUACAGCUAUGGCGUCAAGUCCAUGGAGGCUGCCGAGACGAAAGCCAUGGUGCGCUUCGGCCCUGCAGAGGACAAGCGAAGGUACCGUCAUGUGCUCGACAUGGCGCGGAUCGGUUUGGUCUUUCCGAGCUGCGACUUUUUGCAGGAUGCCCUGGACCUGAUCCUCAACCAGUUCGAGGUGGUGGAUGUCCGGAAUGGAUUCAGGACUCCAUGCCGGACGGGGGACAGGUUUGUCGAGGUUCUGCUGAUCCUCGAGGUGGAGACCGAAGAUGGCCCCAUGCCCCACGUGUGCGAAGUUCGCUUGGACGAGAUCAACUUCUACAACGCCCGAGCCAGGGCUGAGCCGGUAAUGCAAGAGCUCUUGGGGAAGAUCUCCAAGCACUACUCCAACAAGCACCCCCGGUGCAUGGAACAUCUCAGCCGCUGGGUGCUGGAGUCGCCUGGGAUGAGCCACGGCCUCCGUAGUUUCAAGAAGCACCUCCUCCGACGCUUCGGGUCGGCUCUGGGCGCGUGGCGCCGGCAUUUCGGCCUCUCGCGCUUGGUUCCUUUCCACAAGUUUCGGAACCUUUGCAAAGAGAUGCAAACCUACAAGCACUCAACGGAGUACUGGCAGGAGCUGGACAUGGGGCGGGCAGGCUGCAUCUCACUCUUUGAGCUGGACGCUCCCUCCGUUUGCAUGCUGGCGACCUUCCGUGCUAGGCUCCUGAAGCUUGCAAAUGUUCCAUCCGAAGAGGCCACGCCGGAGGAUCUUUGGCUGAAGAUGACCCAGAUUGUGCAGCCAGCACGGUCCGACCGCUUCGUCAUCAACGAGUUUACUUUCAUCCUGACUCGAGCGCUUGGCUUCUCCGCCGUGCAGGCCACCACCAUCUUCGACCUCCUCGAUUCCGACGGAGGGCACACCUUCCAUCCGCCAGGAUUGGUGCGCCAGACGGAUAUCGCCUGGCUGGUGAAGCUCCCAAUGCUGGUCGACCUCAGUGCGGUGGCCUUGCGGUCCGAUGGCUUCAACGGGCAAGAGCCGAUCCCGGACGUGGCAUGGACACCGAAGCGGCACGGCAGCGCGAGUGGCGCCAGCGCCGCCUCGCCAAACAGCGACCUCCCCUACCAGCGGGCCUUCCCGGGCUCACCGACCUCGCCUGUGUCCCCGAACUUCCUACAGUCCUAUGGGGACUUGGAGGGAGGGGACGAGGAUGGAGAGGUGGACGUGGUGGCCCCUCCUGUGCAAACGAUACCUCCUCAUGAGAUGGUCAGUCCAUCAAGCAUCACGCCGUCAUCCCAAGCGCCGGCCUCGACUCCUGCCGAGACACCGCCUCAAGGGCCAGUGGUCAGGAGGGAGUCGGACAGCCGAAGCGCGGGAGCCACGGCAGCCGCAGCUGGGCCAGCUGUUUCCCAGGAGACCUCUUCUGCGAGCGCGCCGUACAAGGCCCAGGGCCGGCAGCUCCCAGAGGAGGAGGGACAACAGGAGCUGGAGGGCUCGACAGUCCUCGUCCAGAAGACGGUGACGCUGGACGUGGACCCACAAGUGCAGGAGAUUGAUGGACAAUCGGAUGGCUACUACGAAGGAGAGGAGGGCGAAGAGGAGGAUGAAGUGUUUGAUCUGAGCGAGCUUCAGGACGACGUGCCGCAGCUUGAAGAGACUUUCUGA